Acanthisitta chloris (rifleman) is the source of this 418-nucleotide messenger RNA. RefSeq names its product BRISC and BRCA1 A complex member 1 (gene BABAM1). The transcript has 3 exons. Lineage: Eukaryota; Metazoa; Chordata; Aves; Passeriformes; Acanthisittidae. Gene Ontology annotation, biological process: double-strand break repair; protein K63-linked deubiquitination; mitotic G2 DNA damage checkpoint signaling. Gene Ontology annotation, cellular component: nuclear body; BRCA1-A complex; BRISC complex. The annotation marks the transcript as partial. The record is from RefSeq and is a predicted model, not a curated record.
CCAGCAGAAGAUCGAGCUGCCAGUGACAGAGAACGUUCAGACCAUCCCACCACCCUACGUGGUCAGGACCAUCCUGGUGUUUGGCCGCCCUGGCUGCCAGCCCCAGUUUUCCAUGUCGGAGCACAUGAAGAAGAUGCUGCAGUGUCCCUACUUCUUCUUUGAUGUGGUUUACAUCCACAACGGGGUGGAGGAGAAGGAUGAGGAGACAAGCUGGAAGGAGAUGUACGGUUUCUUCAGCAGCCUGGACACCAAAGGCACCAACUACAAGUACGAGGUGUCGCUGACAGGACCUGCAGUGGAGCUGCACAACUGCAUGGCCAAGCUGCUGGCACACCCUCUGCAGCGCCCGUUCCAGAGCCACGCUGCGUACAGCCUGCUGGAGGAGGACGAGCCCCCCGAGAUCGAGGCCACUGUCUGA